Molecule: messenger RNA, 1625 nt
Organism: Culex pipiens pallens (northern house mosquito)
Lineage: Eukaryota; Metazoa; Arthropoda; Insecta; Diptera; Culicidae
Product: protein CDV3 homolog
Exons: 1
Coding region: 123-881 (252 amino acids)
Cellular component (GO): cytoplasm
Source: RefSeq, a predicted model, not a curated record
GUCAACGCCGGAUUUUGCUCCACCAUCGCACUCGUCGUUCGUCGUCGCCUCGGACAGAAGAGCCCCAGAAGUACGGGAGAAAUAUAAUCGCGUAGUGCACCACGUUGUUCGUGUGUUCCGCAAUGGCCGAUCUGGACGAUUUUUUCGCGAAAAAGGAUCGCAAAAAGAAGGGCACGGUGAAAAAGUUCGCCACGCCGGAAGAGAUGGCCAAAGUCAUCGAGGACACAACGAAGAAAGCCACCGAGGUGAAGCCCCGGAAGGUGACCCCAGCAGCGGUGGUAGGUUCGUCGACGUCGGGUGGUGAUGGCGCCGCCGCCGAAGGCAGUGGUGAGCAGAAGGCCGCCCCGGCACCGGUCGUCGAGGAAGAGUGGAAGGAGUUCGAGGAGGAACGGAAAGACUACAGUGGCCUGAAGCUGACGCAGCUGAACAUUACGGAAGAGGAAUACCAGCAGGGACAUUACGGUGGUGACGAUGGUGGCGCUACGCCUAGGGAAAAUGACGGCGAACGAACCGGAGCGGACCGAGCGGAACAGAAGGCGGGUGCUGCAUGGAAGAAACCAGGUGCCGAAGGCGGCGACCAACAGCAGCAACAAACCGCGGCGGCAGCAUUGGCCGCAGCUCCUCGAGCCGCGUCCAGCUUGUACGUGUCCCCGGCCAUGAAGAACCUCCGCGUCAAGGGCAAAAAGGGAGUCGCACCCGAUCUGAAGAACGAGGAAUUCUUCCCAACGCUCGGCACCGAACAGCCCGAUCCGACCAAGAGCAAAAAGGACGGAACCUUCGAGGAAGUGAAACACGGUGGCCGCGUCCGGCCGUCGGACAUGCCCUCGGCGGCGCCACUCUCCGUCAGGAACCAGUUUACCACGCUCAGCAACGACAGCUAGACGACGAGUGGGCGGACGGACGGACGAACGGUGGUGGUGGCGCUCCCGGAAUCACACUGACACACAACCACAGAUUCGGCCACAACUUUCUUCUUCCGGCGCGCGCUGCUGCUAGCAUCCUAGGUUUCGUAUUUGUUUCCUUUUAAUAUCAACAAUCUUCUUCUUUUUACCGGCGCUCGUGCUCUACACACAGACUGCUCAUAAUUACAGAAUAUAUUAAACAAAAAAACGAUAGAGGCCGACAGACUAAGAUAGUGAGAGUGUACGUCGUUCAAAGUGUCUCCUCCGUGGGCGACGAAACGGUUCCGAUUCCAGAUUGGUGUACUGUUAUUAUUUCUCAAAAAUAAACGAUCCGUUUUACUUGUGGCGCGCGCGCGGAGACACUUUCAACGCGUGGCUAUCCGACACUUUUUUUUUUUUGAAUCAUGAUAACAUUGCAAAUGUCCUCUGAGAGAAAACGAUUAUGGUUAAUUGUAUAGAAUAAUACGACCACUUCAAUCAAACCGGAAAGCAUCAAUUUCUCUCUCUCCCUGGCCAGAACACCAGAACGGCGUACUUUUCCUGUUAUGUUUCGAAAACUGUUUGCGGAGCAACAAUUUGCUUUCUUCCACAUUUUUGAAAAAAAAAGCUCGCAAAGUUUAGUUUUUCUGUGAAAAUUCUCAGAGUUUCUGUUUCUCUACAAACAUUACUGCUGUGUUGGUUUUUGUAUUCAGUAAAUCAGUAAAAUAAAUGAAUGAAAAUCAA